AUGCAUUUUCUUCUUUCUUUCUUUCUACCUUUCUUUCUUUCAGUAAUGUCGUCCAAGGUUGGUCAGGAGUUUUCACAGUAUGUUACGGAGAUUUCCCAAAGCCAGAGGCACCACGUUGCCGACCGGGUGGAACAGUUGGCCCGUCAUCAGAGCAGGGCGUGGUAUUAUCUUGUGGGGUGCGUAACCUUCACAACGUCCAGUGUUAUGCUGGUGUUCAGACUCUGGGGUCCACGUCACAUAUUUAAGAACAGUGUCUACUACACACGGCCCCUCCCCCCUGCUAUUAGUAUGGGUGUUGUGCUCUAUGGAAUACUGUACACAUGUCGCGGGAUGCUCAUGCGCAGUCGUAUUUGCACGAUGAUGGAGGACUAUGAGUACGAACUAAAGCGAAUCAGCGCGCACCACUGCGAGGAGGGAGUUAACCAGCUUGCGUGGUUACAGUUCGUAACUGAGCAGUUGAAACAAGGCGCUGAGCACAGAUUCGACUUCAACAAGCUACGGAGCUAA
Messenger RNA from Trypanosoma brucei brucei TREU927, 507 nucleotides. RefSeq lists its product as hypothetical. NCBI's taxonomy places the organism in Eukaryota, Euglenozoa, Kinetoplastea, Trypanosomatida, Trypanosomatidae. The coding region runs from base 1 to 507 and encodes 168 amino acids. The record is from RefSeq and is a predicted model, not a curated record. The transcript has a single exon.